Messenger RNA from Encephalitozoon intestinalis ATCC 50506, 1269 nucleotides. RefSeq lists its product as uncharacterized. The coding region runs from base 1 to 1269 and encodes 422 amino acids. The record is from RefSeq and is a predicted model, not a curated record. The transcript has a single exon. Lineage: Eukaryota; Fungi; Microsporidia; Unikaryonidae.
AUGAGGCUCUUUGCAGAGGAUAAUGGAAAGAAACCUUUUCCGCCGUGCGAAAAUACCCGGGAUGUCUCUCUGGGAUCUCCAGACACAUCUCAGCAACUGGGAAAGUACAUUGUGAACGGAUUGGAGAUGCUUUCCUUGUCGGAUAUCAAGGUUGUUGUGGAUGAAAAGAAAACCUCGUUGGAUAGUGUUUCCAGUGAGAGCCCAGAUACCCUGUCUGGGUUUGGAAGCCUUUCAGGGGAAAGCAACGAAGACUGUGUAUAUCUUCCAAGUAUAUAUAAGACCUAUGUAAAGGUCAGCGAGAAGAUCGACAGACUUAUAAAGGGGGAGUACUUUAGCAAGGAAUUUGUAAAGUGUAUUCUCCGAGAGGUGUGCCGAGGAAACUUGGAAGGGGCAAGAAGCAUCAUAUGCCAAGAGCUGCAAGAAAGGGAUCCUUUUUUUUCUCCAGAUACAUAUUUGGUUGAGAGUGGAGGAUGGAACUCUGUAGGAGAGCUAUCAAGAAGGACCCAUGAGCUGAUGGAAGACCUAAAAGAGAUCGAGGAGAUAAGCCAUAAGCUUCAUCGAAUUUUCUUUGAGAUGAGAAGUAGGAGCUUUGAAGCAGAGCUAGGAUAUGCUAAAGCCACAGGGGAGUUUGUGAAGCAACUAGACAAGUGCUCAAGAGAAAUGGAGGGCAUGAGGAAAAUAAAUGGUCUGGUUAGUAAGGAUAUUACUGAAGCAGCAGAGGAUUUUGGGGUUGAUGUGGAUAUAAGAGAUGAUGACCUGCAUGGUGUGCAAAAAGCCUUAAGAAGCGUGUUCAAGGAGAUGAGACGGAGAAUCAAGAACAUGGAGUCUUCUGGACUGGAAGUGCAACAGAAGGAAAAAGAACACGAGAAAGUCCUCAGAGACUAUUUGGAGCUGAAGAAGGGGAUGGAUGGGAUCAAAGCUGAAAACUCCAACUUUUCUGAAGCAGUGGCAAAGCUCAGUAGCAAAAAUUCCAAGAUCAGAAGAGAUUACGAUACUCUGAGAGAGACACUAAAGAGAACUCUUGAGUCUAGCAAGAGGAAAAGCAUUACCAUAGAUAGGCAGAAGAAGAUCAUUGAUAUUCUUCAGAGCAGGGUUGGAGAUGGCUAUGUGCUUCCGGUCAACGAGCUACAAUCGAAGAUUGACGAAAUCAAGAGAAGAGCCGAUGCCGAGCCCGAUUCGGAUAAAAAAAGAAGACUGGAGGACGAAAUCACUGACUAUGAAAGAAGAAUGUCUGAUUUCAUAUCUCUUAUGAACAGGGUAAGCAAAUAA